AGUGCCCGGGCCGGGUUGACGUCACGCGGGAGAUGGAUACCGGCUCGCGCAGGGGGGUGGGAGGCGGUUAAGCAAGACGAGAGCGAGAGCGAGAGCGAGCUCGAGCGCGAGCGACCGCCCGCCCGCCGCACAAAGAAAAACUUCGCCCUAAGUUUUUUUUUUUUUUUUAGUUUUUUUUUUUUUAAUUGGUCAUUUUUUUUUAAAGCCAAAUAUAUAUAAAUCAUUUUUAACCCCUUUCCAAACAGGAGAGUGAAAAAAAAGGAACGUUUGUUACGGGAUUAAUUUUUUUUUUUUUUUUGUGAAACAACUCGCUGGGAUUGUAUGUCGCUGCCGAAUUGCUGAUCGGUAUUUUUCGGAUUGUGUAAAGAGAGAUUUAUUUUUUCGGUUUUUUUUUUGACCCCCCCUCCCUAACUCUCCUUUCUUUUUCAUUCCCGAUCCACACACAGGCUGGGGGGGUGUCUGUCUGUGUAGGAUGGUACCGAUACUGGCAAAAAAAAUACCAGGGAAGCCAGCGCCAGAGGAGGACGGAGGGCGUCCUUUUGAAGUUUUGCUAACCCAACUCGCGAUUUGAAACUAUGGCAGCGGAAUAAUAACAAAAAAAAACAACAACUUGGCUUUUUAUUUUUUAAUUGAUUUUUUUUUUAAAUUGGGACCUUUUAAACCCCCCCCCCCCCCCACCUCCUCUGGGCCCCCCUCUCCCGUCGAAACUGACCUCAAUCCAAGAUGGCUGCUUCGGUGAAGGUCGCGGUGAGGGUGCGACCUUUCAACUCUCGGGAGACCAACCGCGACGCCAAGUGUGUCAUCCAGAUGCAGGGCAGCUCCACCUGCAUCACCAACCCCAAACAACCCAAAGAGGGCCCCAAGAGCUUCACCUUCGAUUAUUCCUACUGGUCUCACACCACGGCGGAGGACCCUGACUUCGCGUCCCAGCAGCGGGUGUACAAGGACAUUGGGGAGGAGAUGCUGCUGCACGCCUUCGAGGGCUACAACGUGUGCAUCUUCGCCUAUGGGCAGACCGGCGCGGGCAAGUCCUACACCAUGAUGGGCAGACAGGAGCCCGAGCAACAGGGCAUCAUCCCACAGCUCUGUGAGGAUCUCUUCAAGAGGAUUGUGGAGAAUAAGAGCACAGACCUGGCCUUCUCUGUGGAGGUGUCCUACAUGGAGAUUUACUGUGAGCGUGUGCGAGACCUCCUGAACCCCAAGAGUCGGGGUAACCUUCGAGUCCGAGAGCACCCCAUCAUGGGCCCCUACGUGGAGGACCUGUCCAAGCUGGCCGUCACCUCCUUCAGGGACAUCGCUGACCUCAUGGACUCUGGGAACAAGGCCAGGACGGUGGCCGCCACCAAUAUGAACGAGACGAGCAGCCGCUCGCACGCCGUGUUCACCAUCGUCUUCACGCAGAAACGCCACGACGAGAUGACCAGCCUGGACACGGAAAAGGUCAGCAAAGUGAGUCUGGUUGACCUGGCAGGAAGUGAACGGGCUGACUCUUCCGGGGCAAAGGGCGUGAGGUUAAAGGAAGGAGCCAACAUCAACAAGUCUCUGACCACCCUGGGGAAGGUUAUAUCUGCACUGGCUGAGAUGCAAAGCAGCAAGAAGAGGAAAUCGGACUUCAUUCCUUACAGGGACUCUGUGCUGACGUGGCUGCUCAAGGAAAACCUGGGUGGAAACUCGCGCACAGCGAUGAUUGCAGCUCUGAGUCCGGCCGACAUCAACUACGAAGAAACACUGAGCACUCUGAGGUACGCAGACCGUGCCAAGCAGAUCCGCUGCAACGCGGUGAUCAACGAGGAUCCGAAUGCCAGACUCAUCCGGGAGCUGAAGGAGGAGGUGAACCGACUGAGAGAGCUGCUCUUCUCACAGGGGCUGCCCAGCAGCCUGGUGACAGCAACGGGCGUCGCCACCGAAGUCAAUAACAUCAACAGCAGUGCCCCCCCGCCCCCCCCUGCAGGGGACCACAGCGUGCUGGGCGGGGUGCACGGCCCCCCCUCGCUGCACCCCUCCCCAGGCGGCGAGCCGGACCUCGCCUCGGACCCCCACGCUGAGGGGGGGCCGCCUGACAGCUACCCCGGGCUGGAGGCGCCCCCGAUCAGCACAGAGGAGGCCGUGGAGAGGCUGAAGGAGACGGAGAAGAUCAUCGCCGAGCUCAACGAGACCUGGGAGGAGAAGCUGAGGAAGACAGAGGAGAUCCGCAUGGACAGAGAGUCGCUGCUGGAGGAGAUGGGGGUGUCGAUUCGGGAGGACGGGGGCACUGUGGGGGUGUUCUCCCCUAAAGGGACCCCUCACCUGGUGAACCUCAAUGAAGACCCCUUGAUGUCGGAGUGCCUUCUCUAUUACAUUAAGGAGGGGGUGACACGGGUUGGUCAAGAAGACGUGGACAUUCGACUGAGCGGCCAGUUUAUAAAGGAGCAGCACUGCGUCUUCACAAGCAGCACCAAGGACAACGGGGAAGUGGAGGUCACUCUCGAGCCGUUUGAAGGAGCGGAGACUUACCUGAACGGGAAGCAGAUCUCUGAGCCGGUGAUACUGAAGCAAGGUGCGCGAGAGCUGUGGUCACACAAAAGGGUUUCGUGUCUACAGCAACGACGGGAGACGCCGCGGCAGCGUGCUGCGGUGCUUCUGACAGAGACGCGGGCCAGCUAA
Messenger RNA from Acipenser ruthenus (sterlet), 2643 nucleotides. Its product is annotated as kinesin-like protein KIF1C. Gene Ontology annotation, biological process: vesicle-mediated transport; cytoskeleton-dependent intracellular transport; microtubule-based movement. Bases 724 to 2643 code for a protein of 639 amino acids. The transcript is spliced from 18 exons. Gene Ontology annotation, molecular function: ATP hydrolysis activity; microtubule binding; plus-end-directed microtubule motor activity. Gene Ontology annotation, cellular component: microtubule; axon; kinesin complex. Lineage: Eukaryota; Metazoa; Chordata; Actinopteri; Acipenseriformes; Acipenseridae. The record is from RefSeq and is a predicted model, not a curated record.